Saccharomycopsis crataegensis is the source of this 1332-nucleotide messenger RNA. RefSeq names its product tRNA threonylcarbamoyladenosine dehydratase. The coding region runs from base 1 to 1332 and encodes 443 amino acids. The transcript has a single exon. Gene Ontology annotation, cellular component: mitochondrial outer membrane. NCBI's taxonomy places the organism in Eukaryota, Fungi, Ascomycota, Saccharomycetes, Ascoideales, Saccharomycopsidaceae. The record is from RefSeq and is a predicted model, not a curated record. Gene Ontology annotation, molecular function: ubiquitin-like modifier activating enzyme activity; tRNA threonylcarbamoyladenosine dehydratase activity. Gene Ontology annotation, biological process: cyclic threonylcarbamoyladenosine biosynthetic process.
AUGUCUGAUAAUAAUCUUAGAACUAUAGGUAUCACUGCCAUUGCCACUGCGGCAUUAACUUCAGUAUGCUUUGAAUUAUACCAUCAAUACCAAGCCAGAAACACCAAAGAACAAUUCACAGACUCGAAGAGAUCAUUGAAAAGAAUCAAUGAAACCAUCAAGGAUUACGACGAGGAUCUUAUUCAGGAACAACUCGCGAGAAACUACGCAUUCUUAGGAGAUGAAGGGAUGGCCAAGAUACGAGACUUGUAUGUGGUGGUGGUGGGGGCUGGUGGUGUAGGUUCUUGGGUCACCACGAUGCUUGUACGUUCUGGAGUGGGGAAAAUUAAGGUGAUUGAUUUUGAUCAAGUGACGUUAUCAUCAUUGAACCGUCAUGCGGUGGCCAAUCUUCGAGAUGUGGGUAUUUCGAAAGUCGACACUUUAAAGAACCAUUUGUUGGAAAUUGCCCCAUGGGUGGAGAUCGAGGCGGUAAAUGAGUUAUGGACCAUGGAUAAUGCCCAGAGAUUACUACUAGAAGACGGGGCAAGACCAGACUAUGUCAUUGAUUGUAUUGACAAUAUUGAUACCAAGGUUGAUUUAUUAGCAUAUUGUCACGAUAACGAAGUCCCGGUGAUUUCUAGUGGAGGAGCGGCGUGUAAAAGCGACCCUACCAGGAUGAAUAUUGGGGAUAUCAGAGUGACCGAAGAAGAUGCGCUUAUGAAAUCUGUUAGAAGAAGAUUGAAGAAAAGAGGGAUUGCCACCGGGAUCACCGUAGCGUUUUCUGCAGAAAAACCUGAUCCUCGUAAGGCCAACUUACUUCCAUUACCAGAUGAUGAGUAUGAGAAGGGGAAAAUUGAUGAAUUGAGUGCGUUACAAAACUUUAGAGUGAGAAUCUUACCGGUUUUGGGACCAAUGCCUGGGAUGUUUGGUUUGACAAUUGUCUCGCAUUUGUUGGCGUCAGUGGCUGGGUAUCCUAUUGAAGUGAUUGAAGGUAAGAACCGGAUGAAGGUUUAUGAUUCAGUGUUGAUGACGUUAGCUGGUCAACAAACAAGACUUGGCAAGGGCCAGGUGGUACCAAUUUCAAUGAGGGAUGUCGAAUACAUCAUUGAAGAAGUGUUUAGAGGGAAAUCGCCAAUUUCUGGCUACUCCACCAGAUUGACUUUAUCCAGAUGGCUUCCUGACAGAGAAUUAUCGACCCAGAAUGUGGUGUUGAUGACAAAAGAAGAACAAAAAUACCAUGAGCAAGAGGUGUUGAAUGGUGGAAAGCGUGUUGAAGAUGUCUACAGCAAAGAGGUGCUUGAUUUGGUGGAAAAACGGUUCAAGGAAGAGGAAUAUUAUUCGCAAUUCCGUUGA